Molecule: messenger RNA, 5683 nt
Organism: Asterias rubens (European starfish)
Lineage: Eukaryota; Metazoa; Echinodermata; Asteroidea; Forcipulatida; Asteriidae
Exons: 14
Coding region: 92-3907 (1271 amino acids)
Biological process (GO): signal transduction
Cellular component (GO): cytoskeleton; cytoplasm
Molecular function (GO): GTPase activator activity; protein binding
Source: RefSeq, a predicted model, not a curated record
AGGCAAUGCAAGCCGAAGCACUUCCUGAGUGGGUUUUGAAGCGGUUUCCUUCCUCCUUAUUCAGUGAGCCCUCCUCCCAAACUGGGCCAAGAUGACGGAGAGGGUGGAAUGGGUGGAGAUUAUCGAACCCAAGACCCAGCGGCCUAUGUAUGGCAACCUGAGGACCGGGGAACUAGCCUGGGAACCUCCAGUCAGCGCCAAAGUAAAGAAACGUGACAAUAACCAGUGGUGGGAGCUGUUUGAUGCGAAAACGAAACGCUUCUACUACUACAAUGAAAUGCUGGAGAAAACUGUCUGGCACAGACCGCAGAACUGUGACAUCAUACCCUUGGCUAAACUACAGACCUUGAAAUUAAACACAGAGGUCAGACCAGACGAAGGAGAAUGGGCAAAGCAACGCCAACAAUCAUCUCAGCGGCACAGACAUAGGAGAAGUCGCGAUCAUCACAACAGAGAUCGACGGAACGACAACAAUGCCCCCACUGAUGGCGCUGUGGAGGACCACGUCAGAGCAGAGUCGGCAAACGGAACGGGGCCGAGAUUCCACAAGAGAAUGGAUUCACUAGACGAAAGGCACAUUCAUGCCUCGCCUGUUGAGGGACGCCGAAAAGUCACCCAAGCCGCCACGGUGCCUCCACCCGGUCUGUCCCACAGUUCGCCCCAGACCAGACGGGCGUAUCGUUACCCGAUGGAUCAGCAGGCCAUCCUAUACCAACAGCAGCAGCAGUCCUCCUUUGAGCAGAUGAGGCGCCUACGCUCCGACAGCGAGCCUCUGGACCCGGGCACGACCCACCCUGUCGUGAAUUCUGAAAAACGACGGCGGUCCUCCACGGAUAAUUCCCGGAUACACCAUCAUAAGGGUUUCGAGAGACAGAACUCGGGCAGGGGGGAAGCCCUAAGGAGUGGGGACAUGCUUCGUGGGAGCGGGAGGUCCUUUGAAAGGGACGGAUCGCCCACUGGGUACCAGCAGGGACGAUCGCCGAGGUAUAACGACGGGGUUGUAUUGAGCUCCUCACAAGGGGAUGUGUAUAGGGAUGGGUUCGGGGGUGGAAGCCCCCAGUUUGGGAUGGGUUAUGGACAGGGGUACCCGCCGCACCCACAAAAUAGGCAUUAUCAACAUGAACGAUCGGACAGCCAGCUGUCCAUUUCAAGUCAGCAUUCAGUGAGCGGGGGCAGCCCCGCACCGGCUGAUCAGCCGGAAGGGUCGCCGGUGCGCAGCGCCUCGGAAGACGCCCGCAAGCCGCAGCCGUCGCCGCGAUUGAAGAAGAAGAGCAAGAUGCCCAGGAUGGGGCUGAACGCCAUGCAGCAUCACAACCAGCCGCCGCCGCACCCCUCCCCGACGAAUGCACAGGCCCAUCAGCUUCAGCAGCAGCAUUCCAUCCCUGGAAUCCCCCAUUCGCAAUCGGGGGAGCGCUUCCAGCAGUUCCAACAACAACAGCAACAGCAGCAGCCUCCUCCGCCCCAGCACUCACAAUUCCAACCCCAGCUGCCUCCCCCGCCACCCAUCGCCGAUUUCCGCUCGGGAACGCCAACCUCAACGACCGCGUUCGCUUCCCCGCAUAGCGUCCACUACCCCCACCAGUACCCGUACGAUCGGCAGGACUCCUUCGAGGGGUCGCCGACCGUCCCCGUGACCUACCACUACAGCGUCCAAACACCCGAUUCCAGUGCUAGCCAGGACUCCUUCACCCCGGUGGAAGCGUCGGACGUACCUCACCACUACCAGGCCAAGGGCGAGUUCCGCUCGGAUCGCUCAAACCUUCACAAGCACUCGGAGAGCCAACUCUCACAAACCUCUCACACCUCACAGCACUCGUUAUCAUCUCAACACUCAGACUCUUCUGUUCGCCAGGUCACCUCCGACUCGCAGUCCUCAGACGACAUUCUCCGCAGCAGCACUCCACCCCAACAGCAGCAACCACAAUCCAAACCAGACCCCCAACCCUCGGACAAGAAACAACGCGACGAUAAUCCGCCAGCGGAGGAGUCAACCAAAACGCAAAGCUACACCCGCGCUUCGCAAGUCCAGAAGUUCAGAGCCAAACAGAAGACGAAGCGGAUCACGGAAGACGGCCCGAACCCGAUCUACGAGAACCUGGACUUCAUUCAUCAGAAACAGCGAGAGGACCAUCAACGAGAGAGGUUACGAGAGUUGGAUCAGAUCCACUACACCACCUUGGAGCCUCCUCAGGUACCUCCUAGACAACGAAGACCCCUGUCUGGAAUGCCUUCAGCAAUGAGCAUCAUACCAAACGGAGACAGCGAGGUGAUCGAAGAGGGACAGUUGGAUCUGAGGGAUGACGGCUCGCAGGAGAAUCUCAAUAAGAGCUUUGAUUCAGACGAUAACGAUGAAGACCAUAAAGUUUCCCAGGAUGCACUCAUCAUCGAAGACGACAGCAAGACGGAGGAAGCCUCCAACGAUUCCCCGAGCAGCCAGCCUCUCGAAGACAGCCCCGAGGAUCAGAACGAGACGGUCCAUGAGUCACUACGGCGGGGAAAGAAGCAAGACAACGGAACAACGCAGGGACUCCCCUCGCUUGAACGCAGCAUAUCAGUGCAGGACCAACGCCCCUCAUCACUGGUAAUUGGAUUGGUUAAACCCCCCUCUGACGAGUGGAAGCAAAAGCAUGGAACGGUCCCGGGAGCCAUCAAGCCAAGCCCCUCCCUCAUCACAAUGGGACGGUCCAAGAAGCCGUCGUCGUCUGAGAGUGAUCUCGAGAACUACGCAGCGGAGAACGUCAACCGACACAAGAAGGGCAUCUUCAGGAAGAAGGUUCCGCUGUCACAGAUGCUGUCCUUCACGAAGGACCUGAUCAGAAAGCCGAUGCUUCUCACGCGGGACAAGAUCGUUAAGAAGGAAGCCAUAGAAGUCUUCAAGCUGAUCCAGUGCUACAUGGGCGAUCGGAUCAUCAAGAACCUGACCACUGAGUCGGUAUCCCUUGACCUGGUCCGGAGGGGCUGGACGGUGGAAGGGGUCAGGGAUGAGAUGUACAUACAGAUAUGCAGGCAGACCACUGCUAAUUAUUAUGACGAUAGUCUACGUCACGGUUGGGAGCUGAUGGCCAUCUUUCUUAACUUCUUCCCUCCCUCCAUUCGUUUCUUCUCCUACCUAGAGGGCUACAUCUACAAACACCUCAACGGUGACUUUGAUACCAGACAGGUAAACAGAUACCAAUGCACUGUGCCAGUGAGGCAGUACGCCGAUCAUUGCUACAAGAAAUUGGAGAGAAUUGCCCAGACAGGAGCCAGGAAGGGUGUCAAGAAAAUCACCCUGGAAGAAAUUAAUCUUGCCAAAGACUCAGUCUUUCAUCCGUCCCUCUUCGGUAACACACUAGACGACGUGAUGGAGCUGCAGAGAGAGAGGUUUCCGGAUCGGAAACUUCCCUGGAUCGCCGUCGUACUCGCUGAGGAGGUCUUGAGACUCGAAGGGGAGAAGGUGGAGGGAAUAUUCAGAGUCCCUGGUGACAUCGAUGAGGUGAACGCCCUCAAGGUCAAGUGCGACCAGUGGGUGAUGCCUCAGUGCAACGAUGCCAACAUCCCGGCCUCUCUCUUAAAGCUGUGGUACCGUGACCUCUACGACCCGCUCAUCCCCAUGGAGUUCUACGAACGCUGUGUGCGCAACUGCAACGAUUCGGAUGCGGCGCUACGGAUCGUGGAGGAGUUGCCUGAUCUCAACCGCCUGGUGCUGUGUCACUUCAUCAAGUUCUUGCAGAUCUUCAGCCAGGUAGUGAACGUCUCCAAGACCAAGAUGGACAUCAAUAACCUAGCGAUGGUCAUGGCACCUAACUGUCUACGUUGUGCCUCUGAUAACCCACAAAUUAUCUUUGAGAAUACCCGCAAAGAAAUGUCCUUCAUCCGGUUGCUUAUACAAGACUUGGAUACGACUUUCUUGGCUGGAAUUAAAUAAAAGAGCAUUUGGGAUUUUUUUUUUUUUUUUUUUUUGGUGUGUGUGUGUGUGUGCUUCUCUGGUGGUUGGAACGAGCCACACUUUAGUGAUGAAAUCGUGUUUUGGGGAGAUGGGAUGGAUCGGGUCUUGUAACGGUGAUAAUGAUGCCGUGAACUUUGGUAGGGUUAAGGUUCGAGUGUACUGUGCAUGUGCUCAACAUGUGCUCAACAUGUGAUGUGCAUGUGCUUAACAUGCGAUGUGUUCAACAUGUGUUCAACAUGUAACAUGGUUGUCAUGCUUGAACCUAAUGGCACGCAUGUGAUCAACAUGUGAUGGGCAUGUGCUCAACCUGCACUGAGUGCUCUUAAGAAACUUGCACGAGGUUAUCAUGAUAGAACCAUGCGACAUGCAUGUGAUCAACAUGUGAUGUGCAUGUGAUCCACAUGUGAUGUGCAUGUGCUCAGCAUGCAUUGUGCAUUUGCUCAACAUGCAUUCAGUAUGUUCUCAACAUGCAACAGGCAUGUGCUCAAUCAAGGUUAUCAUACUAAAACCAUAUGACACACAUGUGAUGAACAUGUGAUGAACAUGUGAUUAACAUGUGAUGUUCAUUUGCUCAACAUGGAAUAUUCAAGGGGCUCAAUGUUAUGCUAGAACCAUGUGACGAAUAGUGACGGUCAUUUGACAUAACUGAUCAGCAUAUGACAAACAUGUAGUUUACAUGUGACAUGCUUAAAUUCUACAUGAUGUAAUGAUGUAUGUAAAGGUGUAUAAAAUAUUCAAUUGAUCACCCCUACCAUGUAAAUUUAAUGGAGUAUUCCAGAGUUCAAAGUGCAGAGGUCAACGUACUUGACCUGUUCAUAAAUCUACAAACUUGUCUUCAGCGAUCUGCUCAAAUUCAUCUCGCACAAAAUUGUUUGAAAAUAGUUUCCUGAAUUGAGUACUCUGCAUCCGAACGUCUGAUCCCUGAAACCAAACCAUAAUACCGCAAUCAGAAAACCAGGGCUUUAUGAGCACCAGUCUUUUUUGUUCUUCGUUUUUAGCCUCAUUCUGGAUUUCACUGAGUCGCACUUGAAUAAUCCAAGAUGGCCGCUGCGUUAACUCCAACCCUUUGGUCUGAAGUGCUUUAUGACGGAUUGAUAAACCUUGAUGAAUAAAAAAAAGCGAAGCAACGAAAUGAUGUUCUGAUGUUGAUUUGAUUGAAAUUCAUCUGAAGGCCUACAGACAUGUAAGCCCAAUUUCCAUGGAGUUGUUUGAGCAGAGAAUGAUGCUUAACAAUACUCUGCUAAGCAAAAACAAGCAAGAUACCAGUCACAUAUUGUACAUGUGACAUGGUGUUUUAGCUGGUUACCUUAUUCUGGUAAGCAUAAACACGUUUUAAGCUUAAGUGAAUAACAUGCUUUAUUAAUGGGUUCUAACCAGGGCCCAAUAUUCGUAAAGCCAGUAAGCAUAAAAACUUGCUAAGCACAACAAACUUUUGCCUUGCAAAAAUAAGUGACAAGCCAGAAUACCAUACAUUUACCAUUGCUGCUAGUGGUCCCCCUGGUCAUUUCUUGCUUAGCCAAGAAAUUUGCUAGUAUUUUCUGCUAAAAAAACUUUGUGAAAUUGGGCUUAGCAAAGAAAUCUGCUAAGCAGAAUUUUCUGCUUGGCAGCUUUUUGAAAUUGGGGUGUUUGAGAACCGCACUGGAGACUUGUAAAGUCUUUGGACAAACGGAAAUGGGAGAGAGGGGGUGGGUAAAUUAUUACAGACAUUUCUGUAGAGGCUUACAGUACAUGUACAUGUAGCAACAACUAGUAAGG